AUCAAAGCUCUGCCGUGGUUAGUGCUGUCAUAUUUAAUGUUCGCUGUGAAUAAAUUUCCAACAAUUAGACGGCAAAAAAGUUAUAUGCAUGAGAUGUAGCUUCAUGUGCACAGUCAGGGAAAAACGGGAAAUAACAAGAUCCCACCAUGUUUACACGUCCUCUUCUCCUGCUGUGUACAUGUGUGACAGUUGGUGUGGUCACGGCACAGGGCCCCCCGCUAGACACACAAGCAAGUGCGACAGAGUAUAAACCUCGCAGAGGGCGUAUCGUGGCUCGCGUCCAUGGCUCCAAGCUGAACAUCCCCUCAUUACACAAGAAGGCUGCCGAGAGGUUCGCUUCCCAAACGAGGGUUAAUUCAGCAGAAUGUGGUGAGCUGUGUCCACCACAAUGGCUGACGUAUAUUGACGGAAUGAGGGGAUUGAUAGCGAACGUUUCCGAACCCGCCUGCGAGUUUGCCGAACAGUUUUCGGCUUGUUCCGUACCUCACGAAAUAUGCCAAACGACGCCCGUUCGUUUCCGAUGUUGUCCGAGUCACUGUGUGACUUCGGCAGCAACGUGCUAUCGUGGACCCCCUACUGACUUCAUUUGUGUGCCAAAGACCAUCCAACCGUGGAUGGAGAAAAUGUUCAAACUUCUGGUACUUGGCCAGGCUGUACGAACCUAACACUUGGGAAGUGUUCACACAGGGAUUAACUCCCUUGUCCAGUAUCUAAUUAAAUCAUAGUUUAGUGCAUGAAGAUACAUUGACAAAAUAUAUGAUAAUGAAAAUUGAAACAAAAAAGUGCAUUGUGACAUUAUAUACGUUCAUAUAAAAACGGACAUGCAAUGUGAUUGGACCACGAGUUUUUUCAGCAUCAGUUACGGCCCUUUCCAUCUAAACGAGAAUAGCAUUGAAGCUAAAAAACUGUUUCAAUAAAAUGGUGUGUAGUCUUUAUGUACUUUGUACAGAUACUAUAUACACAGUCUUAUACCAGAGGACUCCUGAAUUUCAGCAAGGGCUUAUUAGCAAGUAAAUUACUAAUAACUGUAAACAUCCCCUGAGCUGAGAGCCUAAGACCACCAGUGGUUGGCCCUCCUAGAUUUUAUCUGUGGUCCUGUAAAUUGAUUUCUGAAAAGUCAUGUUCAUAUCUGUAGAUGACGUUUUGCAUAUAAUUAAAACACUUAUACAUUU
This is a messenger RNA of Mya arenaria, 1172 nucleotides long. RefSeq lists its product as uncharacterized. The coding region runs from base 147 to 665 and encodes 172 amino acids. The transcript has 5 exons. NCBI's taxonomy places the organism in Eukaryota, Metazoa, Mollusca, Bivalvia, Myida, Myidae. The record is from RefSeq and is a predicted model, not a curated record.